Messenger RNA from Cladocopium goreaui, 183 nucleotides. The record is from the annotation of a GenBank genome assembly. NCBI's taxonomy places the organism in Eukaryota, Dinophyceae, Suessiales, Symbiodiniaceae.
AUGCCGGUUUUUGGCACUUUGCAGGCGAAUUUCUCUCUGAACUUUCUGGCCAUUCUGCCGAUGGCCAAAAUUCUAGGUUCCAUAACUGAGGAGCUGGCCGACAGCGUUGGUGAGACCUUGGGUGGGCUUCUCAAUGCAUCCUUUGGCAUCUCGGAGAGUCAUGACGCUGUGACGCUGGGGUAA